Molecule: messenger RNA, 777 nt
Organism: Closterium sp. Yama58-4
Lineage: Eukaryota; Viridiplantae; Streptophyta; Zygnematophyceae; Desmidiales; Closteriaceae
Source: the annotation of a GenBank genome assembly
AUGCCUCUAAAGAGAAGCAAGGCCUCUAAGAAAGCGAACUCUAGGCUAUCCACACCCAGCUCUCUGUCCAGCACGCGCCUACACGGAGAGGUCACCGGGGCGCUCAGCAGGCUGACAAAGCUCAGAGAGCUGCACCUCCAGAAUGCACUGUUCUACGGCUCCCCGGCCGGCCUCAGCACCCUCAAGCAGCUCACCCUUAUGUACGCCGCCCACCUGCCGCCCACCUGCCGCCCACCUGCCGCCCACCUGCCCUCCCACCUGCCCUCCCACCUGCCCUCCCACCUGCCCUCCCACCUGCCCUCCCACCUGCCCACCCCUCUGCAUCCCACCUCGCUGCAUCCCACCCCUCUGCAUAAUAACACCUAUCCACCUCACUCUUUCCAUUUCCCCACUCCCCACUCCCCAAUCCCUUCUCCCCACCCCUCCAGUGACCUCUCUGGCAACUACCUCUCAGGCCACAUCCCAGUCUUCCUGCAGAGAGUCCAGAAAGUCAACUUGACCGACAACUAUUUCUCCUGCUCAGCCUUCUCCCUGGGCGGCAACUGCCUCUCCUCCGUGCCGCGCAGCUGCGGCGAGUCUGCCGCCCAGAAGAGCGUGGCCGAGUGCAACAAGUUCUGUGGGACGGCCAUGGCCACGGGGGUGUGCAGUGGCAAGGGCGUGUGCGUGCUGGAUGUGGAAAAGUUGCUCAACACUCAGGCGUAUGUGCCCAUGUGCAAGUGCCAGGCUGGGUACUGGGCCUCUCACAAGAAGCUGAGAUGCUCCAAGAACAACAAUUGA